AUGCAACGAAAGUGCAGGCAGAAUCAUACUCUCAAAAUGGUAUGGUCACAAGGAAUGUGGUUCACUCAACAACGUGCGAAACAAAUUCCUAUUUCUGGCCCAAUUUUACAAGAAAAAGCAAGGCAAGUCGCUGAAGAGUUGGGUUAUACAUUAGAAACAUUUAAAGCAUCAAACAGUUGGCUUGAAAAGUUCCGCAAUCGUCACGCUAUUUCAUUUCGAACGAUUAAUGGUGAAAGUGCUUCGGUGGACAAUUCUACAGUCGAGGAAUGGUCACAGCGACUUUCAACAAUACUUGAUGGAUUUAAUGAAAACGAUGUCUUUAAUGCAGAUGAGACCGGUUUAUUUUAUCGUGCCAGACCUGAUCGUUCAUUGGUCUUAUCGAAGGAAGAAUGUAAAGGUGGGAAGAAGAGCAAAGAAAGACUUACAGUUUUAUUGUGUUCGAAUUUGACGGGAACGGAAAAGUUAAAACCAGUAGUAAUCGAUAACAGUAUAUUCAUUGAUUAA
Didymodactylos carnosus is the source of this 504-nucleotide messenger RNA. NCBI's taxonomy places the organism in Eukaryota, Metazoa, Rotifera, Eurotatoria, Philodinida, Philodinidae. The record is from the annotation of a GenBank genome assembly.